AUGAAAACAUUUCUGAAAUACGCAGGGCCACCUCAUGGGCGUCGUCCGCGAAAUGGAGAAGCACGUCAACUCACUCUCGGCGGCCGCGAAUUGGAGCUGACAUGGGCAGCUUUCCCAUUUUGUGCAUGGCAGGAACAAAAUGACCCACUCCACCCCCGGCGCACACGACUUGGACCAUAUCAAGAUCUGCGCCAGCGAAAUAGGGCAAUUAGCUUGCGGCAGACACAAAAUGGAGACUUGCUUUUGGGAUUCAACACCUUCUUGCCAAGGGGUUAUGAAAUCACACUUCCACUGGAUGAUGAACAACCUGCCCCAAAGAAGCCUGUUGAAUUUGAAGAAGCGAUUAAUUUUGUGAACAAAAUUAAGACCCGGUUUCAAGGUGAUGAUCGUGUUGCUGCACUUUUCCAAGAGCAUCCAGAUCUUCUUGAUGAGUUUACUCAUUUUCUCCCGGACACUUCCUCAGCAGCCUCUACUCAUUAUAUUUCUGCUAGAAAUUUUAUGCUACGUGAUAGGAGCUCUGCAAUGCCAACUGUACGGCAAAUGCAUGUUGAGAAGGUUUAUCUCAAUAUUUUUCUGUCCCCGAGAUGCUAAGUCAAGGUGCCUGGAGGUUUCAGCACCUUUUGGUGGCUGCAUUAUUGCCCCUUCCAUGAGAUGCAUGCUUCUAGUGUAUUAUUGUUCAGGCAACAUACCUGUAGCACUUAAUGAUAGCUGUAGAAAGUUUAAAAAAUCCAUCCCUCUAACUUGCUAUGAUGUUACAUUGGCUAAAGUAUUAUGUUGUUGAGAAGUAACUAUUUCUAAAUUGAACAUUGCAUUUGUUUACUUUUACUUAGGA
Molecule: messenger RNA, 832 nt
Organism: Arachis ipaensis
Lineage: Eukaryota; Viridiplantae; Streptophyta; Magnoliopsida; Fabales; Fabaceae
Source: RefSeq, a predicted model, not a curated record